Molecule: messenger RNA, 2685 nt
Organism: Penicillium daleae
Lineage: Eukaryota; Fungi; Ascomycota; Eurotiomycetes; Eurotiales; Aspergillaceae
Product: putative glycosyl hydrolase
Exons: 2
Coding region: 1-2685 (894 amino acids)
Biological process (GO): carbohydrate metabolic process
Molecular function (GO): hydrolase activity, hydrolyzing O-glycosyl compounds
Source: RefSeq, a predicted model, not a curated record
AUGAAUCUGUCGCAGACAUUGAGCGCCCUGUUCGUGGGCCUCGCCGGGGCACACGCAGCCAGCAAUACUGCAGCACCUCUCGUUUCAUCCCCUGGCGACAUCUCCAUCAUCCCAGGAUGGAGUCUCCAGUCCAGCACCCGCGCCCCGGACGAUAUGCCUGGCUUGUCCCAGCCCGGUGUGGAUGUGUCUUCCUGGCAUCGUGUCGGCCCUCGUGGAACCGUCAUGGCCGGCCUGCUCCAAGCUGGAGUGUUCAACGAUACGGAGUUAUUCUAUUCGGACAACUUGAACCAACUGACCUCGGAGACUACUUUCCGUUCUCCAUGGCUGUACCGGGAGGAUUUUACACUCAACCCGAGCGACAACCAGUACUUUGUGCUACAUACUCACGGAAUCACCUCCAAGGCCGACAUCUACGUGAAUGGUGAGCGGAUUGUGACCAGUGAUGAGCAGAAGGGCUCCUAUGGUGGUCAUAAGUACAACUUGACGGACUAUGUCAAGGAUGGAACGAACUCUCUGCUUAUCAGAGCGUUUCCGACGAACUACCUUCGAGAUUUCGCUCUGGGCUUCGUCGACUGGAACCCCUAUCCUUCGGAUAACGGCACGGGCGUAUGGCGAAAUGUGGAGAUUUCACAGACGGGUCCUGUCUCGAUGUCUCCUUUCCGUGUCAUCACCGAUCUCACCAAGCCCAACCAGAAUCAGAAAGUGAACAUCACGCUGAAGACUGACCUGGUCAACCAUGCCCAAAAGACCGUCCAAGUGUCAGUGAAUGGUACCAUCACCCCACCGCCUGGGUCCAAAGUAGGCCCCAUCCUACGAUCUUUCGAACUCAAGCCCGGCGAGAGCAGAACGGUAUCGAUUAAAGUCGGGGUCGAGAAAGCCUCCGUUUGGUGGCCUGCCCGUUGGGGCGCGCAGCCCCUCUACACGGUCCAAGCCAACUUGCUCCUCCAUGAUACAUCCAUGACAGUGUCGGACCAGACUCGUGCUCAACAAUUUGGUAUUCGACAAGUGUCCUCGUAUGUGAACGAGCACAAUGAUACGGCGUUUGUCGUGAAUGGCCAGCAAUUCCAGGUUAUGGGAGCCGGCUACGGACCGGACAUGUUCAUGCGUUUUGAUGAGAGACGUGUAGAGAGAAUCUUCCGGUACAUGCUCGACAUGGGACUCAACACAGUUCGUCUCGAGGGUAAGCAGGAGCAGCCGGAGCUGUACGAGGUGGCCGACCGAAUGGGUAUGAUGGUACUGGCUGGUUGGGAGUGCUGUGAUAAGUGGGAAGGUUGGGAUUACAACGACGACGCCCAGGGAGUCAAAUGGGGAGAAUCAGAUUACCCCAUCGCCCAAGCCGCAAUGCUGCACGAAGCAGAGAUGAUGCAAGCACACCCUUCCAUGCUAGGCUUCCUCGUAGGCUCCGACUACUGGCCCAACGAUCGUGCCACAGAAGUCUAUCUCGAUGCCUUGAAAGAUAUGGACUGGAAGAAUCCCAUUAUCGCAUCUGCCAGUAAACGCGGCUAUCCAAAAGCUCUGGGACCAUCGGGAAUGAAGAUGGACGGACCAUAUGACUGGGUCCCUCCCAACUACUGGUAUGGCGAUCAGGAAGGGGCUGCAUUCGGGUUCGGAUCCGAGCUUGGCGCGGGAGUUGGUACGCCCGAGGUGGGCAGUCUGAAGAAGUUCAUGUCUGAUGGUGAUCUGGAAACUCUGUGGAAAGAGCCAGAUGCUAAGCUCUUCCACAUGUCCCGAUAUGACUCCCAGUUCUUUGAUCGCUCAAUCUACAAUAAAGCUCUUUUCGAGCGAUAUGGUACAGCCCAGGAUCUUGAGGACUAUGUGCUGAAAUGUCAGAUGGCCGAUUACGAAGCGACUCGGGCCCAGUAUGAGGCAUACUCUGCCAAACAAAAUGCAUCUCGUCCAGCAACUGGAUCUAUCUAUUGGAUGUUGAACAGUGCCUGGCCAAACCUGCACUGGCAACUAUUCGAUUACUAUCUCAGUCCCAUGGGGGCAUACUUUGGCACGAAAGUCGGCAAUCGCCUCGAGCAUGCUGCAUACGAUUACGAGAAAAAAAGUGUCUGGUUGAUCAACCAUUCACUGGACCUAAAAGGUGACCGAGAAAUCUCCAUCGAUCUGAUCGACAGCAACGGCAAGAAAAUCUCUGGAACCAAGGUCAAGACUACCACCGUGCCAAACUCGUCCAAGGUUGUUCAAGAGGUGAGCGGAAUCGACAAGAUCACGGACAUCGCGUUCCUACGCCUCGUGUUGCGCGACACCAAAGCAAAGCGCGACGUCAGUCGUAACGUGUACUGGCUCUCUCCGAAAGCGGACGUCCUCGACUGGGAUGAAUCUACCUGGUACACUACCCCGGUGACCGAUUAUGCAGACUACAAAAAGCUGCAGAAUCUUCCCUCCGCGGAUGUGAAGGCCAUAGUUCAAACCGUGAAAGCCAAGACCAAGGACGGCUGGACAUACGCCGACGUCCAGUUGGAGAAUAAGUCCAAAGUUCCCGCCGUGUUCCUGCGUUUGAAUGCGAUCAAUCCUGAUGGUGCAGAGGUUACGCCCGUCUUUUGGUCAGAUAAUUACCUGACCCUUUGGCCUAAUGAGAAACUUCGUGUAUCAGUUGGCUUCGAGGGGGAUAUUAAGCAGACGGUUAUUGAGGUUUCCGGUAGGAAUGUGAAGAAGCAGAGUUUGAAAAGCCCUAAGUAG